GACGGAAACAGAGAGCAAUCGGGAGUGGGCGGGGCUUCUGGAGCCCCCUGUAUGCGAGUCAAUCGGGAGUAGGCGGGGCUUCCGGAGCCCUCUGUAUGAGAGUCACCUGAAGAGCAGAGAGAAGCCUUCAGAAGAAACUAACCGCCGCCGCCGGAGGAGGGAGUUCGAAGCCGAGUUCGCAUCUUCUAACCGUGAAGUCUUUGGCCGUGAAGUCAAGUCACUCACACAGGAAUUUAUGGACACUUUUUACCUUUUGGAAACCGCAAAACAUAGACCUACGUAGCCUACGAAUCACCGUGUACUAUUUUUGGAAGUCUGUAGAUACAAGUUUACCGCCAUUGGUCUGGGGAAAUUGUUUAGUUUGAUUUAUUCAGCAGAGUUAAGACUGUGGAUUUGUUUCAACCUCUCCGGUAAAAAUGAAUUGGAUACAGCUUCUCAGGGUUGUGCUCUGCGCAGCGACCUGUCUCCGCUGUGCUGCCGCUCCGCCCGCUGCAGGCUGUGAGGGAGACGAGUGCGGCAGAGCCCAGACCUCCUCUUCAUCCCCCUCUCUGUCUUCUUCGUCUUCCGCGGUGGUGAAAGCCCAGCAGCCCUCCAAGGACUUCCUGGGCCAGUUUACCCAGGUGAGCUCACCAAACGGCGGGGACCGUAAACACCGCGACGCCAGCGCCGUCCUGCCCUUCAUCGGCCUCACGGGCAGUGCUGAGCAGAGUCGGAGCUGCUGUAAGAACGGAGGAACCUGUAUCCUGGGCAGCUUCUGUGCCUGCCCUCCGUUCUUCACCGGGAGGAGCUGCGAGUACGACCAGCGCAUCAGGAGCUGCGGUUCGAUUCCUCACGGCGAGUGGGUUCAGAAAGGAUGCUCCUACUGUCGCUGUGGUUACGGCGUCCUGCACUGCUUCCCCCACGUCUUCAAUAACGACUGUGAUGACUCGGAGGAGGUGCGUUGGUAUCACUCGUCCGCUGUCAGGACAGUUGUGCCCGGCUGCUUCCUGUUUCUGAUGCUGCUUCUUCCCCUGCUUCCCCUCCUCUGAUUGGUUUAAAAAAAACAA
Molecule: messenger RNA, 1046 nt
Organism: Sander lucioperca (pikeperch)
Lineage: Eukaryota; Metazoa; Chordata; Actinopteri; Perciformes; Percidae
Gene: tdgf1
Product: teratocarcinoma-derived growth factor 1
Exons: 6
Coding region: 417-1028 (203 amino acids)
Source: RefSeq, a predicted model, not a curated record